Molecule: messenger RNA, 1526 nt
Organism: Dryobates pubescens (Downy woodpecker)
Lineage: Eukaryota; Metazoa; Chordata; Aves; Piciformes; Picidae
Product: keratin, type II cytoskeletal cochleal
Exons: 9
Coding region: 16-1512 (498 amino acids)
Biological process (GO): intermediate filament organization; keratinization
Cellular component (GO): keratin filament
Molecular function (GO): structural constituent of skin epidermis
Source: RefSeq, a predicted model, not a curated record
GCCCCGGCAGCCGUCAUGUCCCGCUCGGUCAGCUUCAGCUCUCGCUCCGUGGCCCUGCCAGGGGUCAGCCAAGUGAGGGUCAGCAGCGUCUCGUCCGGCCGCGGGCUGGGAGGGGGCUCGGGGCUGAGCCGGGCAGGGGGCUUCGGCAGCUCCAGCCUCUACAGCCUGGGCUCCGGCGGCAAGAGGAUCGCCCUGGGAGGGGGCAGCUCCUACAGCGUCCGCUCCAGCUACGGGGGGCUGGGGCUGGGGGGCGGCCUCGGCCCGGCGGGGGGGAUCCAGGAGGUGACCAUCAACCAGAGCCUCCUGACCCCCCUCAACCUGGAGAUCGACCCCAACAUCCAGCGGGUGCGCAAGGAGGAGAAGGAGCAGAUCAAGAGCCUCAACAACAGGUUCGCCUCCUUCAUCGACAAGGUGCGCUUCCUGGAGCAGCAGAACAAGAUGCUGGAGACCAAAUGGAGCCUCCUCCAGGACCAGAAGACCUCCAGGAGCAACAUAGGGCCCAUGUUUGAGGCCUACAUCUCCAACCUGAGGAGGCAGCUGGACGCCCUGCUGGGGGACAAGGGGCGGCUGGAGGGGGAGCUGAAGACCAUGCAGGACCUGGUGGAGGACUUCAAGACCAAGUACGAGGAUGAGAUCAACAAGCGCACGGCGGCGGAGAACGAGUUCGUGGUGCUGAAGAAGGACGUGGAUGCUGCCUACAUGAACAAAGUGGAGCUGGAGGCCAAGGUGGAUGCCCUGACCGACGAGAUCAACUUCCUGAGGUCCCUCUACGAGGCGGAGCUGCAGGAGCUGCAGGCUCAGGUCUCUGACACCUCUGUGGUGCUCUCCAUGGACAACAGCAGGAACCUGGACCUGGACAGCAUCAUCGCCGAGGUGAAGGCUCAGUACGAGGAGGUGGCCAACCGCAGCCGCGCCGAGGCCGAGUCCUGGUACCAGAGCAAGUACGAGGCCCUGCAGGUGACGGCCGGGAAGCACGGAGACGACCUCCGGAACACCAAGAACGAGAUCACCGAAAUCAACCGAAUGAUCCAGAGGCUGCAGGGGGAGAUCGAGGGGGCCAAGGCCCAGCGUGCCAAGCUGGAGGCUUCCAUCGCUGAGGCCGAGGAGCGCGGGGAGCUGGCAGUCAAGGACGCCAAGGCCAAGCUGGCAGAGCUGGAGGCUGCCCUGCAGAAGGCCAAGCAGGACAUGGCCAGGCAGCUGAGGGAGUACCAGGAGCUGAUGAACGUCAAGCUGGCCCUGGACAUCGAGAUUGCAACCUACAGGAAGCUGCUGGAGGGAGAGGAGAGCAGGCUGGCUGGAGAUGGAGUUGGCAACGUCAACAUCUCUGUGGUCAGCUCCAGCGGGGCAGGAAGCUACGGCAGCUCCGGCGGACUCCUGGCAGGAGGCAUCGGAGGAGGCCUGAGCCUGGGGGCAGGGAUGGGCAGCGGGGCCCUGGGCUUCACCUCGGGGGGCAGCUCCAAGUCCUACACCAUCACCACCACCUCCUCCAGCAGGAGAAGCAUCAGGAAGUAACCACAGGGAGGGCA